AUGAACUCCCACUCCAAGACCCCAGGCGGCGCAGGAGCCAGCGACAAGUUCAAGAAGCAACAAGCUGAGAAACACGGUCUCGGCGCCGACAAUGCACCAGGCCACAAGGAUGCCGCCGCGCCAGGCGAGGCACCUGUAGCUGGUGAUUCUUACGUUUCAACGGUUGGAAUCGAUAAUGGCACCAAUCAGCCUGGUGAAAAGGGCAAUGUUGGACAGCCGGUGGGUCAUAUGGGGAGCGAGACGAUUAAUCAGGGGAAUCAGAAGUGA
Lithohypha guttulata is the source of this 267-nucleotide messenger RNA. RefSeq lists its product as uncharacterized. The coding region runs from base 1 to 267 and encodes 88 amino acids. The record is from RefSeq and is a predicted model, not a curated record. The transcript is spliced from 2 exons. NCBI's taxonomy places the organism in Eukaryota, Fungi, Ascomycota, Eurotiomycetes, Chaetothyriales, Trichomeriaceae.